Molecule: messenger RNA, 2344 nt
Organism: Triticum aestivum (bread wheat)
Lineage: Eukaryota; Viridiplantae; Streptophyta; Magnoliopsida; Poales; Poaceae
Product: disease resistance protein RPM1-like
Exons: 4
Coding region: 1-2193 (730 amino acids)
Biological process (GO): defense response to other organism
Molecular function (GO): ADP binding
Source: RefSeq, a predicted model, not a curated record
AUGGCAGAUGCCAUUGUUGGUCCACUGUUGAGCAAGCUGCAGGCGCUAGCAGUGACGGAGGGGAAGGCCCUAGCCGCCGUGGGCAACGAGAUUGACCGCCUCCGUGACAAGCUCAUGUGGCUGCAUGCGCUGGUGCACGAGACUGACCUCCGCAGCAGGUCAGACAGCAAUCAGCAAAUCCGCGUACUCGCGUACCAGGUGCGCGAGGUUGCCUUCGCAGCCGAGGAUGCCAUCGACCAUUUCUUCCUGCAGGCCGACCUCUCCCGCUUCGGUCACAACUGGCGUGUGGCGGCUGCCAUGUUCUUCUCUAACUUUGGCACACAGAUCCGUGUCCGGUACAUCCUCUCCCGGAAGAUCAAGUCCAUGAACACGAGGCUAGAGGAUAUUGUGGACAACAGUGCCAAGUACCACAGCGACGAUGGAAGUACAAAAGCGACCACAUGGAGGGCGUCACGUGCCAUCCCUCCAGUCCGCCAGAACUGGGAUGACAGGGACUUGGAGAAGAAGCAAGAUGCCAAGGCGGGCGGGCCAAUACGCAAGGAAGAAGAAAAGAAAUUGAAGGACCUCCUCCUUAAGCAAAUUGGAAGCCGUGUGAUUUAUGUGGUUGGUGAGAGUGGUAUCGGGAAAAAGUAUCUGGCACAGAAAGUAUACAAAAACAUCAAGGGAAAUUUUGACGUACAUGUGUGGGCAAGCUUUCCACCAGACACCAUCAACAUCAUUGGUGAGAUAAAAAGAAAGCUGGAAGAUAAGUGCUCCAAGCUGCAGCCUAGCGUGGAGAGUAUAGACCAAGUUAAGUACUUGGUUGUGGUAGAUUGCCCGCUGAGUAACACCAUGCUCGGGGAUAACAUUAUUGCACAUGAUUUGCUCAAGGGUGCAGAAGGUAGCAAGAUUGUGCUGACAGCAACGUCCAGUCCCCGUGCAGACAAGAAUAAUGUCGGCAUCAUCAAGCUUGGUUAUCUGAAAAAUCCGAAGAGCGAGACGUUGUUCAACAGGAUUCUGGGCCUCAGGGGGCGCAGGCAGACUAAAUACAAGACAACAAUGAUGGAUAAGGUCCGCAAAAGAAUUGAACCAAUAACCAAGGGACUACCACUGGCAGUGGCUCUUCUUGCCAAGUUCAUGCGGACCAUGGACCACAGCAAGUGGGAGGCAGCAUCGGAGUACAUCCAGAUGAACAACCAGGACAACGCGCUCAUGACGAUGGUGUCCAUGUGCAUCGAUGACCUGCCCAAUGAUCUCAAGUCAUGCUUGCUGUACACAGCAGGCUUCCCGGAGUGUAGCACAAUCGACGCCGGCCAGCUAGUGCGGCUCUGGGUGGCGGAAGGCUUCCUAACUCAGCAGCCUGGGGUGGGACAGGAGGAGCUGGGUCAACGUUACCUCAAGGAGUUUAUCUUCCGAGGCCUUUUGCAGCUGGUGAAGAAGAAAGAAUACAUCGUGGAAUCAGUUGCCAUUCAUGAGCUGGUUCAUCAGAUUUUCCGGUCCGAGGCGCAACGUAUUGGCCUCAUGGAAACCCACAAUGGUGGUCGGUAUGCCUUUGUCACGGUUAGCGCGAGGCGCCUAGCUCUCAACAACAGCAAAAUGCCGGGCAAAACAAAGGUGCUUUGGAAGGUGCGAACCGUGCUGUCCCACGACGCACAAGGUAUUAUGGGAGGUGCAAAGCUGCCCAGUCGAGCUCAUGAUGCCAAGCUCAUGGAAGGGUCACAAGAAUCCAAAGAAGGCUCCAACCAUCUGAUCAAGGAAUCCACCUCCCAUGAUGCACAAGCAGGGCGACAGGAAUUCAAGGAAGGCUUCAGGCAGCUGCUCAAGGAAUCCACAUUCCUUCGCGUCAUCAGCCUGGAGGGCAUCAACAUUGGCGAGAAGCUGCCAAAUCGAAUCGGGGACAUGCUGCACCUACAGUACCUCAGUGUCCGGUGUUCGAACUUGACAAUGGUGCCAGACACCAUCGGCAAACUCAAGAAGCUCCAGACAAUGGAUGUGCGAGGGACCAAGGUGAAUACUUUGCCCGUAUCCUUCUGGAAAAUCAAAACUCUACGCCAUGUUCUAGGAAACCACGACCUCCAGUACCCUGAGUUUUGCCAAACAUCUGAAGACGUUGACGACCAUGUGCAUCUGAAAAUUAAAGAGCAUGUUGAUAACGUGCACAUCUCCCGUAGGAGCUUGUGGGUGCUUGUUAGUAGUACGUGUCGUCAGUUGUGACCAUCCUUUAUUUCUUCCACUUCCAUCAUCUCCACUCGGUCACCACUCCACUUAUGUAAAUUGCCUAAAUAAAUACUCGAUCUUAUGUUACGAGUCAGAGUGUGACAGUCAGUCAGUUUGUAAGAGUAAUGUAUAAUUAAAUACGUGUGUA